AGGAAAUGAACUUGAGAGAAGGGGGAACACAGGCCACAGAGAGGAGAGAAAGAGGCGGGAGUGGAGGGAGGGCACGAAGCGGGGGCUCCGCAAUGGUGGGAGGAUGGAAGAAGGAGCAGUGAGGCAGGGCUUCCUGUACCUUCAGCAGCAGCAGACUUUCGGAAAGGCCCCGUUAUUCUCUCUGCCUCCCUGGGUCUCCCCAUCCCCGCGUGCUGCUGUCCCUCUCCCACGGCCCCUCCUCUCCCCUUUGGUCACCAUCUCUCCAUCUCUGGGCGGCUCCCUCUUGGCACCCUGCCUGCCGUGCACCUGGGCUCAGAAAUGGCGUCGCUUCGGGGCUGUGCUGUAUGGACAGUCGGGCUGCGCCUUGGCCCGGCUGGAGCUCCAGGAGGGACCGGAGAAGCCGCGUCGGGGAGAGGCUGCCCGGAGGGUGAUCCGCCUCAGUGACUGCCUGAGGGUGGCGGAGGCCAGCGGGGAGGCCAGCAGCCCCCGGGACACCAGCCCCUUCCUCCUGGAGACCAAGGAGCGCUCGUACCUGCUGGCGGCCCCCACUGCAGAGCACGGUGACUGGAUGCAGGCCAUCUGUCUCCUGGCCUUCCCUGGCCAGAGGAAGGAGCUGUUGGGGCUGGAGGGGAAGGGCAGCCGGCCCUGCAUGGAGGAGAACGAACUGUACAGCAGUGCAGCCACAGGUGUCCUGCGGCAAGGGAGCUUUUUGCUGACAAGGCAAUUUCCUUCUUGCAACCUGUCUGGCCUGCUGGGGCCCCCCCUCAAGGAGUUUGCUGUGACCAUGAGACCCACAGAAGCCAGCGAGAGGUGCCGGCUCCGGGGGUCUUAUACCCUCCGGGCUGGGGAGAGUGCCCUGGAACUGUGGGGUGGCUCCGAGCCAGGCACCAAGCUGUACGACUGGCCCUACAGGUUCCUGCGGCGCUUUGGGCGGGACAAGGUCACCUUUUCCUUCGAGGCAGGCCGGCGCUGCAUCUCUGGAGAGGGCAACUUUGAGUUUGAAACCCGGCAAGGCAAUGAGAUCUUCUUGGCCCUGGAAGAGGCCAUCUCUGCCCAGAAGAACACCCCUCCUGGGCCCCAAACCCAGCCAGCCACAGUCCCCACGGGGCUGCCCCGGCUGGAGAGCCCCUACUCCCGGCCGCAUGACUCCCUGCCGCCACCGUCGCCUACCACCCCAGUGCCCAGCUCUCGGCCGCGGGGCCCAGAAGGGGAAUACGCAGUGCCCUUUGAUGCAGUGGCCCGAAACCUGGGAAAGGGCUUGCGGAGCAUCCUGGCAGUCCCUCCCCAGCCCCCGAUGGACCCUCUGUACGACAGCAUUGAGGAGCACCCACCCCCUCAGCCCGACCACAUAUAUGAUGAGCCUGAGGGAGUGGCUGCCCUGUCCCUGUAUGACAGCCCGCAGGAGCCCCGAGGUGAGGCCUGGAGGAGGCAGGCUGCAGCCAACAGGGACCCCAAUGGCCUCCAGCACGUCAGCCCAGUGGGGCAGGACUUCUCCGCCUCUGGCUGGCCACAGGGAACUGAGUAUGACAAUGUCAUACUUAAGAAAAGCCCAAAGUGACGGGGGGCAGAUAUGUGGACUCCAUCCAGCAGGAGCCCCGGCAGCGCCCUGUGUGUACCAGGGUGGCGCUUGGAGGCUGGUGAGGGCAGGGAAGGCGGGCCUCCCCUCUGUUUCUGCUGGUGGCUCCCCCUGGCCACUGCGCCCCAGCAGCCCCACUGUGCUGCUUCUGGAACAUGUAGGUCUGGCCUGCCUCAGUCUGGAAUCGCCCCUCCCAGGGCCUGCUGUGUGGGUCACUGUCCCAAAGCAGGAAGAACGCCCUGAGAGACCCACCCUCCUCCUACUCUUUCCCACUUCCUCUUCUUUCUUUCCCUGGGCCUACAGGGAGCCUUGGGCAUUUAGGUCAGAGGACAAAAGCAUGUCGACAAAGUGCCCUGGGUCCUUGGCUUGUGCAGGCCUCCCACCUGCUGUCCCCCUUCGCAGACAGCCCUAUCUCUGGGCAUGUGGGGGAUGGCUGCAGCUUCCUGUGGCAUUAAACAUUUCUGGAAUGUU
This is a messenger RNA of Manis javanica (Malayan pangolin), 2047 nucleotides long. RefSeq names its product docking protein 2 (gene DOK2). Gene Ontology annotation, cellular component: cytoplasm. The record is from RefSeq and is a predicted model, not a curated record. Lineage: Eukaryota; Metazoa; Chordata; Mammalia; Pholidota; Manidae. Gene Ontology annotation, biological process: positive regulation of MAPK cascade; Ras protein signal transduction; cell surface receptor protein tyrosine kinase signaling pathway.